Funneliformis mosseae is the source of this 357-nucleotide messenger RNA. The record is from the annotation of a GenBank genome assembly. NCBI's taxonomy places the organism in Eukaryota, Fungi, Glomeromycota, Glomeromycetes, Glomerales, Glomeraceae.
AAAGGUAUUGUAGCUAUUACUAAAGAUAUUCAAAAAGUAUUGUUACAUCCUACUGCAGAAUUAUUUAAGGAAUAUCUCGAGGCUUAUAUUGAAAUUGCUAUCACUAAGGAUAUAUGGCUUGUGCUUUUUAAAGUUUUUCCUAAAGUUCUGAAAAUCAAGACAAAUGCGGGUACUAAAAUUGCAGAAUGGAAGAAAUAUCCACAGAUUUCUGAUGCAUAUAAAAAAUGUAGAGAAUACUGCUUAAUACCACCAAUAAUUGCCUUUGCACUUGCAGUUUGUUGUAUUAUUUUAAAUCCACAUAGUAAAAAUAUUCGAUGUAUUGAAGAAGCUGUCAAAAAAUGUUGUACUAUUUUCUUG